AUGGCAAACGCUGGACUUGGAGUACCUGUCAAACUACUUCACGAAUCAUUGGGACAUGUUAUCACAGUCGAACUCAAAACAGGGCAACUGUAUCGAGGAAAACUGGCGGAAGCUGAAGACAACUUGAACAUAUCACUAAAAGAGAUUACCGUUACUGCAAGAGAUGGAAGGGUAUCUCAACUAGAUCAGGUCUACAUACGGGGAAGUAUGAUUCGGUUCUUCAUCGUCCCUGAUAUGUUACAGAACGCACCGAUGUUCAAACGUGUUGGGCCAAACGCAAUGAGAGGAAGGGGUAUUGGUACGGCUCGUGGGCGAGCAACAAUUAUGCGGGCGAAUGCUCGACGAGGUCGCGGUGUUGCGCCCACAGCGGGCCGUGGAAUUCGACGAUGA
Marasmius oreades (fairy-ring Marasmius) is the source of this 390-nucleotide messenger RNA. RefSeq lists its product as uncharacterized. Gene Ontology annotation, molecular function: RNA binding. The record is from RefSeq and is a predicted model, not a curated record. Bases 1 to 390 code for a protein of 129 amino acids. Gene Ontology annotation, cellular component: U2 snRNP; spliceosomal tri-snRNP complex; catalytic step 2 spliceosome. The transcript is spliced from 5 exons. Gene Ontology annotation, biological process: RNA processing; spliceosomal snRNP assembly. Lineage: Eukaryota; Fungi; Basidiomycota; Agaricomycetes; Agaricales; Marasmiaceae.